Messenger RNA from Closterium sp. NIES-65, 185 nucleotides. Lineage: Eukaryota; Viridiplantae; Streptophyta; Zygnematophyceae; Desmidiales; Closteriaceae. The record is from the annotation of a GenBank genome assembly.
CCGUCAAGUUUUCCAUCUUCCCGUCAGUCGACCAGCGCCCGCCUGCCGUCAUCCCGUCCGUUUAGCCGUCACUUCACCGGCGUCCCGCAAUGGGCAUCGCGCGCACUUGGAACGUGGAAUCGACGGUCAAGGUCGCCUUCGCCGUGGUCGUCGGCACCACGCUCGUCAGCUCCUACCUUUAUGCG